Molecule: messenger RNA, 393 nt
Organism: Protopolystoma xenopodis
Lineage: Eukaryota; Metazoa; Platyhelminthes; Monogenea; Polystomatidea; Polystomatidae
Source: the annotation of a GenBank genome assembly
AUGAUGUGUCUUAAGAGGCAAACUUUGGACUCGCAUGACUCCCUGCCUCCGUAUCCAUUAUCGAGGGGAAGACGAUGUGUGCCUCGUGCCGGCCACGGGGUAAUUAGGCUGGGCCCAGCUGGCCGGUGCCCUGACGACAGUCCGGUCGGAUCACAAUCGCUUCCGACUGUACUCGCCGGACGGGCGGUAGGUGGUCUUACAUUUCCCCACCUCUGCAGUCGUCCUCCUUCGAGUCUCGCCCUUGUGCUUUUGCUGUCCGCCUCUGUUGACCUCGAACGUGUCACAGCAGAGAGAUACGCCCACAAUUGCAAAAGAGGCCUGGGCUUUUGUCACAAGCCGUUGUCAAGUCACCCAAAUAGACAGUUAGUAGCACUAUACCUACCGGGCAUGUAA